Molecule: messenger RNA, 1362 nt
Organism: Penicillium cinerascens
Lineage: Eukaryota; Fungi; Ascomycota; Eurotiomycetes; Eurotiales; Aspergillaceae
Exons: 3
Coding region: 1-1362 (453 amino acids)
Biological process (GO): reciprocal meiotic recombination
Source: RefSeq, a predicted model, not a curated record
AUGUCUUCGGUCCCCAAACAGCAGAUUGCCUCCCAGGUGGCCCGGCUCCCACUGGUCAAAUUCUCCCAUACAACCACCUCUAUCGACCACAGUGGUCCAUUGUCCUGGAUCCAUAUCAAUGGCCACGGGGGCCUUGUUUGUCUGUUAGACAAGUUUUCUGGGAGCCCCUCGACACCAUCAAGGCUGAUCCUGCGAGUUCUGAACAAUCAUGGGAUUCUGGAGCAAUUUGACCUGGAGCACUUCGUACGAAUUUUCUCCACUUAUCCGCAAUCAGUCUCGAACCAAUCACUCUCUAAACCAACGUUUGCCGUAGUGGUCAAGUCGCCUUGUCUCGCAGUGAAAUACGCACAGAGUCAAACUCACGUCCGUCGAUUCCAACUCAAGUUCUUUCAGGACCGGGACUACUAUACAGCACUUGCCAUUUUGAGUGAGAUCAACUGCCCAUUGACAGAAGGAAGUGCAUCCACACAGACACUGCAGAGACCACCCUCAACUUGUUCAUGGACGUCGGUCCCCUCCGUCCAAUUGUCAACUGUCAACUUGAAAGAUGUGAACAAUGCGAUGACUCCGGACAGCAAUGCCCCCGGCCCCUUCCACUCCAUGGCCGGAUAUGAGCCCGGCCUACACAGAAACUCAAGCCAGGGCUCUAAUGCCACUUCUGUCCAAGAAAACACGAGGCACAUUGAAUCAGAGUCUCAGUAUCUGGAGCAGGGAAGAGCCAGCAGCCGACCUGUCCCCUCGCCGGCUUACCACGACGAGGGUCAACUCAAUCGGAUGUUGCCACCCAGACGAGAACUGCCCUUCUCAAAGACAGGGAAGAGAAAAUCCCGAGCCGACUUCAGCUCAAAUGAGACGGCUUCGAAGCAAGUCCUUCCGCAAUCCUCAGCUGAGCAGCCAACGAAUGCAGCCGGGUCUCAGCGACUGGACUCAUUGAACGAGAACAACGCGCCCUCGCGCCAAGAUUCAUACAUCCCCGACUCACAGCCCCAAUCCCAACCUCUGGUUUCAACCCAGCCAGAUCCUACGCGGAAAUCACCUGAACUCCCAAAUAUCCAGCCAUAUCCCGCCGCACCAAAUGAACAACCCCGUAGAACAAUGGUCCAAAUCGGAUCGCCCGAGUUUCCCCGCGCUGAUUACAAUGGUGAUACUACUCAGCUAGUGCAGACACAGGAGUAUAUUCCCGCUUGCCCAGCUACAUCUGUCGAGGACCGGCUUGAGCAGUAUAUUGCCUCUCCAAGUGCAGAGCGGAUUGCCUUCUUGGAGAACUGGAUGUGCGAACUGAUUGAUGACGAUAAGUUCCUUGCUCUGUGUCAAGAUGUUGAGGGGACAUGGAGGCGCUUUGCGUUUGGGAAGAAGAGAUAG